Messenger RNA from Andrographis paniculata, 1211 nucleotides. RefSeq lists its product as uncharacterized. Bases 48 to 1115 code for a protein of 355 amino acids. The transcript has a single exon. Lineage: Eukaryota; Viridiplantae; Streptophyta; Magnoliopsida; Lamiales; Acanthaceae. The record is from RefSeq and is a predicted model, not a curated record.
AAUUAAAAUAAAAACCCUAAAAUCUCAUUUCCCCCACAAAUUAUCCAAUGGGCUGCUCCUCCUCCAAGGCCGUCGACGCCGGCGACUACCGGCCGGCGCAGUCCAGCUUCGCCGUCUUCGACAUCACCGCCAUCGAAGAACCCUGGCUGAAGAACAACGCCGCCGCCGCCGCCGGCGACGACGCGCACGUGGAUAAACAACCCUCGCACGUGCCGCCCCCAAUUCUCGAGAAGCUCAAAUCCCUAGAGGAUGCUCCGCGGUCGUGGGAUGAGGUCAGCAAGGCGUUGGAGGAUCUCAAGCCUAAGCUUAACGCCGCCGUCGCGGCAGCUCCGGCGCCGGAUUCCGCCGCCGCCGCUGCGCCGGAAAAGACGUUGCCGAAAAACCGGUCUUAUCGUACCUUGGAAGAUUUGGAGGCCAAAGUUUCGGCUAAACCGGUCGAGUCGACCGGGUUGAAACCGAGUUCGCCGGCGACAGCAAAACCGGCAGGGGUGAAGCCGAGCUCGCCGGCAAUGGAGAUUCCGGCCGCCGGCGGCGUGGCGAGGUCGCUGAAGGAUAAUAUAUUCAUCGUCCGUGACCGGCAGGAGCGGGAGAACGCCGGAAAAUCUGCCGGAUUCGUGAAGAGAGAUCCUCUGGCCGACUUCGAGGAGAAGUGCCCUACCGGCGGCGGCGACGCCGUCGUGAUCUACACCACCUCCCUCGGCGGCGUGCGGCGGACGUACGAGGACUGCAACCGCGUGCGGCAGCUGCUGGAGACGCACCAGGUGGUGUUCGACGAGCGUGACGUGGCACUGGACGCCGGAUUCCGGUCGGAGCUCCGGGAGCUCCUGGGCGAGGGGGCGGGGGUGCCGCGGCUGUUCGUGAAGGGAAGGUACAUCGGCGGAGUGGAGGAGGCGGUGGCGCUGAACGAGACGGGGCGGCUCAGCCGCAUCCUGAACUGGGCGAGGGUGGCGCGUGGCGUCGGACGGCAGGGCUGCGGCGGUUGCGGCGGCGCUAGGUUUGUGCCGUGUUUGGGGUGCGGCGGAAGUUGCAAAAUCGUUAUUGGGGAGAGCAAAGAAAGGUGUGGUGAGUGUAAUGAGAAUGGGUUGGUGCAAUGUCCAAUUUGCCCCUCAGCUUAAUGUAUUAUAAUUAUACUCCCAUUGGUAACAAUUAAUAAAUCCCUCGUUUACAAGUUAUGUAUAAAAUGGUAAAUUAUUAGCGGGUGUUUGUUUGGA